Hypanus sabinus (Atlantic stingray) is the source of this 8201-nucleotide messenger RNA. RefSeq names its product golgin A3 (gene golga3). Lineage: Eukaryota; Metazoa; Chordata; Chondrichthyes; Myliobatiformes; Dasyatidae. Bases 1971 to 6647 code for a protein of 1558 amino acids. The record is from RefSeq and is a predicted model, not a curated record. The transcript is spliced from 24 exons.
GUAUGCAAACCCUUGUAUUUAAUAACUGGUAGAACCUCCUUUAGCUGCAAUAACCUCCACCAAACGUUUCCUGUAGUUGCUGAUCAGACUUGCAUAAUGGUGAGAAGUCAUUUUAGACCAUUCCUCCAUACAAGACUGUUCUAGUUCAUCAAUAUUUCUGGGAUUUCUUGCACGAACAGCCCUCUUCAGGUCAUGCCACAGCAUCUCAAUUUGGUUAAGGUCUGGACUCUGACUUGGCCAUUCCAAAACACGAAGUUUCUUUUUUUUGUACCGUUCUGUUGUUGAUUUACUCUUGUCUUUUGGAUUAUUGUCUUGUUGCAUUAUCCAUCUUCUAUUAAACUUCAGGUGACGGACCACUACCCUGAUAUUCUCCUGUAAGCUGGCUUUAUUAAAUUUUGAAUUUGCUGUCCCUCAACAGUUGAAAGCUGUCCAGGCCCUGAUAGAGCAAAGCAGCCCCAAACCACGAUGUUCCUCCCACCUUACUUCACAGCUGAGAUGAGGUGUUGGUGUUGAUGUGCAGGGCCGUUUUUUCCUCCAAACAUAGCAAUGUGCAUUUCUGCCAAAAAGUUCAACUUUUGUCUCAUCUGUCCACAGAACAUUGUCCCAGGAGUGUUGUGGAAAAUCCAAUUGGUCUUUUGCAAACUUCAGACAUGCAGCAAUGUUUUUUUUUCUGGAACAGUGGUUUUCUCCAUGGUGUCCUUCCAAGAACAUUAUUCUUGUUCAGUUUUUUUCUUAUAGUGUACACAUGAACAGAGAAUAUGAAAAUGAAUAGCAAGUCCUAGAGAUUUCUGCAUGUCUUUUGCUGUUACCCUUGGGUUCUUUUUCAACUCCUUCAGCAUUGGACAUUGUACUCUUGGUGUGAUCUUUGCAGGAAGCCCACUCCCUGGGAGAGUAGUAACAGUACUGAAUUUCCUCCAUUUGUAGACAAUUUUUCUUAUUGUGAACUGAUGAACUUUUGCAGCCUAUUCCAGCUUCAUGCAUCUCUACAAUUCUUCUAAGGUCCUUGGAAAGCUGUUUUGAUUGAGGCAUGGUGCACAUAAACAGAUACUUCUUGAGAAGAGCAGGCUGUGUCAGUAACCUGACUUUGUGUGUCUCUGUGUGGCACCUCCACAACCCACACCUCCAAUCUCAUCUCAUUGAUUGGAACACCUGACUCCAAAUAGCUUUUGUAGAAGGCAUUACCCCAGAGGUUCGCAUAUCUUUUUGAACCCAGACUGUGAUUAUUCAAAUAGUAUACUCAGUAUUGAGAAGUAUACUUCUUUGUGUGUCAUUAAUUUAUUCAGUGUGUUUGUCUAUUGACUUAGAUGAAGAUCAGACCACAUUUUAUGAGUGAUUAAUAUAAAACAAUAUGUAAUUGCAACGGGUUCACAAACUUUUUUCUCUAUAUUAUCAUGUAUUGCAUUAUACUGCUGUCACAAAGUUAACACAUUUCACGACAUAUGCCGGUGAUAUUAAACCUGAUUCUUGUAGACCACGAGGAGAAGGGGAACCAGAGGCAGGUGGCGAGCAAGUGAGAGAGAAACCAGAAUGGGGAAUGCAAAAAGAGAAAAGGAAGGAGGCAGGGUGGAAAUUGCCGGAAGUUAGAGAAAUCGAUGAUCUGCCAGCAGAUUGCUUCUUGCCCGAAAAUAUUAAGAGUUUAUGCAAACUUGGUGUGCAGAUGCAGGCUACUGCUUUUCCAGGGCGCACGUUGCAAAAGCGCUUCACUGAACCGCGAAGAGCCGUGUGUGUGUCCGAGAGCAAGCCAAACACUCUGAAGGGAUUGCACCUAAGUGCCUGUGACUUCUUGGUCUCGGGUUGUGACGGACUCUUUGAUGUGUUGGGAGUUUGCCAAGUGCAGCAACUUUCGGCUGACGUCAUGCUGCUCCGUGUCAGACGUCACACAGCCUCCUGAGUGACUCACCGAGCCAAAGGCAUUUUAAUGGCAAGAAGCAACCCCGUGACGUGUCAUUGUUGACUGCCGUGAAUGUAGUAUGAUGGAAGCUACGUCUAACACACAGGAUGUCUUGCUGGUUAAUUCAUCGUAUGUCACGGUUGCUGAGAGCAAAGAAGAUGUUGCUGAUGAUGCAACUGAAUCUGGGCAAUCCAUCAUGGGAGUUGACAUAAACGGUGCCUGUGUGAACAGUACUGGUAAAGUGCCAAACAGUGGACUAGCAGUGGACAACAGCAAUGUCACAGGCAAACACGAGGGCAAGAUUCACCAGCACCACGCUUCCGGUGUUAAAAGUGCCGUUGGUGAAGGAGACAGCUGUCUGAAUGGAUCCAAGUCCGUUUCUAGGCCCACUGGGCCUUCUGGCAUUCCCCAGUCUGUCUCUGACUCACCAGAAAGCUUGUCACCAAAGUGCAGAUCAGAUGAGAGGAGCGAUCCUUCCCCAGGUGUGGAUGGUUUCCAUGGCAACUUAAGGAAGUCUCAGGGAACUAAAUCUGAGAUGUUUGUUCAAAAAAGUGAAGCUUUGCAGUCGCUCAUUCUAAGUCUUCCUAUGCAAGAAACAGAUUUGCGUACUGUGGACCCAUCCUUGAAAGAGCAGAAUGAAGAACAAAUACGGUCAAAGGCUCAACGACAUCUUGAUGAGCAACUCAAACAGUACAGAGUCCAAAGACACCAGCAAAGAUCAAAACAGUCAACACCAAAAAAUCAACGCUCCAGUACUUUGGACCCAGAGCUGAUGUUCCAUCCGGAUGUCCUUCCUCGUGCCAGUACCCUCGCGUUGACUAAAGAAUACACUUUCUUGAGGACCAACGUUCCCCGCGGACCCAAAGUUGGUAGCCUUGGAAUUCCGAACGUUUCCAAAGAUGAAAAGGGUUCAAAGGGUUCAAAAUCCAGCAAAAUAAGGUCCCUUGCGGAUUACAGAACUCAGAGUUCAGAUGCCGGAAGUAGCAUUGGAAGAUCUUCCAGUGCUGAAGCAUUGGGAUCCCUGAAAGAAAAUCGGACUGGAUCAUCUACAUCGGUCAUAUCGGAAAUAGGCUCGACAUCAGAAAAUGAUAAAUUGGAGACUUCAUUGCAUAUGGAGGACACCAACUCCGAGAAUGACGCCAUGGAGUUUGCAGCAAGGCAGGACGAGAAUGAAAGCGACAGCUCUUCGUAUAGCAGUAUAUCUACUACUGGCAUCUGUGGGGCCAUGCCCUCGCUGGAUGCUGGGCAUAAAACCACGUACACUGUCAACGGACAAGAAAUGUCAUCUGAUGAAAUGGGGCACUUCCCUUCUAUUGGCGAGGUGCUGGAGGCGGCAGCGGCCACAACAGCGGCACUUCGAACCGAGCUGCAGGAAGUGAAUGGGGCAGUGCGGAGCCGAAGGGACAGUUUAUCCAGCAGUGUUUCCAUGGAAAGCUCUGUGCUGGAAUCCCACGAGGACCUCAUGCAGAUUCUCAAAGAAAAAAUGCGGCUUGAGGGUCAGUUGGAAGCUCUCUCCACUGAAGCUAAUGAGGGUUUGAAGGAGAAGACUGAACUGCAGGCCCAGUUAGCAGCCUUGAAUGCACAACUGCAGGCGCAGGAUGAGCAGAAGGUGCUCAGUGAACAAAGGCAAAGCACGUUGACCUCCGAAGUGAGCACUUUGCGCCAGACGUGCUCCAGUCUGGAACAGUCUAUGACUGAGCUUCAAAGCAACCUCGAGGCCAAGAAUGCCAGCUUAGCGGGGCUAAACAACGAUCUGCAGGUGGCCGAGGAGCAGUACCAGAGGCUCCUGGGGAAAGUUGAGGAAAUGCAGCAGGCAAUAUUGAGCAGAGAUAACUCGGUUCAAGCUGCUCGGCAGCAGAUGGCAGUUCUUCAGAGCCAGCUUCAGCAAGCGCAGUUGGAUCGUUCCACACUGACGAGCCAGCUCAAGGCUUCCCAGUCUGAAAUAACUUCUCUGCAGCAGGUCAGGCAGUGGUACCAGCAGCAGCUGACAGUAGCACAAGAGGCAAGGGUGCGGUUGCAGAGUGAAAUGGCCAGCGUGCAGGCUGGUCACAUGACUCAAGCAGCAAUGUUGGAACAUCUGAAAAUAGAGAAUGUAUCUUUGUCCCAACAACUUACGGACACUCAGCAGAGAUCCAUCAAGGAGAAGGAACGCAUUGCAACCCACCUGCAAAAUAUUGAGGUUGACAUGUUGGACCAGGAAAAGGCUUUUCAUCAGAUCCAGGAAGCAAAGGCAAUGGUGGAAGAUGAUUUGUCAAGGAAACUUGAGGAGUUUGAGGAAGAGCGUGAACAUCUUCAGAAAUUGGCUAAUUCUGCUUCAGCUUUGGAACGGGAUCUUGAGGAGGUUAAGUUAACCUUACAUCAACGCGAACUCCAGUUAGAAGCUCUGCAACAGGAACAACUGGAGCUUCUAAAGCAGCUCACCAGCUCCCAGGAGGCUUUACACACCAAAGACCAGUCCCUGAAUGAACUGCAGGCUCGUUACGAUGAACUGAAGGCCUGCCUCUCAGAGAUUCAAACGGAAACAAGUGCCAAAGACGACAUGAUCCAGUACUUGAAAAACGAGAAGAUUGUCCUGGAAGUGGCCUUACAAGCUGGAAAGAUGGAUAAAGAUGCGCUGGAGGAAGGAGCUAAACGGCUUGAGGAGGGAACUGAAGUGGUGUCUGAAGUUCUCGAACAACUUCGUCAGGAAAUUGCUGUCAAGACUGGGCAGGUGGAAAACAUGCAACAAGAGAAUGCUAACUUUAAGAAACAGACUCAGAAACUGAAGGACCAGCUCGUUCAGCAGAAGGUGAUGGUGGAGGCAUAUCGGCGCGACGCAAACUCAAAAGAUCAACUGAUAAGUGAGUUAAAAUCAGCGAAAAAGAAGCUGGAGUCGGCAGUGAAAGAGUUGAAGCAAGAAAUUGUCACACUGCAAACGGAUAAGAAAUCCACUCAAAAUGAACAUGUGCGGUUACAGAAGGAGAUUUCUCGUGUCCACCAACAAAUGACCGAUCUGGAAAGCCAACUUCAGUCAGUACAGGAAGGACGUGAUGAAUUGAACACAGAGCUUCAGUCGUUGCAGUUUGACAGGAGCCAGCUAAUGUCGCUCUCCCAGGAGAAUGAAGAGCUUAAGAAGCAAGUGGAGGAGAUGCAAGAAGAAACUAAAAAGGGUAUCUCUGAACAGAAGACCCGAAUGAAGAAACUUGGCACAGAUCUCACCACCGCACAGAAAGAAAUGAAAGCCAAGCACAAAGCUUACGAAAACGCUGUUGGCAUCUUGAGCCGUCGCCUUCAGGAGGCUCUUUCAGCAAAGGAGACUGCUGAGGCAGAGCUCAACAAACUGAAAGAUCAGGUCAUAGAGGAUGGAGGCAGUAAUUUUCUGCAAGAGCAGAUCCAGGCUUUGCAACUGGAGCUGCAGGCAGUGAACCACAGCAAAUCCAUGCUUGAGAAGGAACUGCAGGAGGUGAUCUCCCUCACCAGUCAAGAAUUGGAGGAUUACCGAGAAAAGGUUUUGGAGCUGGAAGAUGAGCUUCAGGAGUCGAGAGGUUUUAGGAAGAAGAUCAGACGGUUGGAAGAAGCCAAUAAGAAAUUGACUCUAGAUUUGGAGCACGAGCGAGGGAAGCUGGUUGGCCUGAAUCAAUCCCAUGCUGCACUGAAAGAGCACACCAACAUCUUGGAGACUGCCCUGUCCAAGAGAGAAGCAGAUCUAGUGCAGCUGAACCUGCAGGUACAAGCAGUUCUAAAGCGAAAGGAAGAGGAGGACCAGCAGAUGAAGCAGUUAAUACAAGCCUUGCAGAUUGCACUGGAAAAGGAGAAGGAGCACGUCAAUGAACUGAAGCAGCAGGUUUCUGUAAAUAAAGCUGAGGCCGGGCAUAAUCGUCGUCACUUCAGAGCAGCUGCCCUCGAACUUAGUGAGGUGAAGAAGGAGCUGCAAGCCAAAGAACAACUGGUAGAAGCUCUGCAGGCAGAAGCUGAUAAACUCCAAGCCCAGGAUAAGGAACAUUCUCAGGAAGUAGCACGUUUCCAGGAGGAAUUGGCUGCAGCUCAUUCUCAACUGAAAAUACUGCAAAGUCAGCUGGAUGAGCAGCUCAACAAACCAGCUACUGUCAACCAGGAGGUGGAGGACGUGAAGUGGGAAGUUGAACAGAAGGAAAGGGAGAUCCAAGCCUUAAGGCAGCAGUUCUCAAUGACGGAGCAGCGAAGUCAGAAAGAGCUGGAAGGACUUCAGGAAGCCUUGCAGAGUAUUAAAACAAAUCUGGAGGAACUGCAGGAGGAACUUUCAGCAACCCGCAAGGAUAAGUUCAUGCUCCAAACCAAGGUGAUGGAGCUAAGAAACAGCAUGAAGACGUUACUACAGCAAAACCAACAGCUAAAGAUGGACCUCAAGCAGAGAAAAACACGCAAGCGAGUGGAAUUGAAAGGAGAUGCUGUUUCAUCAAAUCCUGUAACUCCAGUAAAGAUCCCUGAUUGUCCUGUACCUGCUGCCCUCCUUGAGGAGUUACUCAGGCCACCAACAGCUGUGAGUAAAGAGCCUCUGAACAAUCUACACAGUUGUUUAAAGCAACUCAGGCAAGAGAUGGACAGUUUACAGCGACAGAUGGAGGAGCACACAGUAACCGUGCACCAGUCGAUGUCGUCAUGGACGCAGAUCGAAGGCCAGUUGAUGGAACUGACUGCGGAUGGCGCAGUUACAACAGCAGAACAGUCCAGCAUUAAUAUAGCAACUGACCUGAGCAAUAGUGCAAAUAGUGACCAUGUGGAUGGGAGCACUCAGUAGGGAACAAUUUCUGUACUGCCACACUCGGCAAUGCUGAUGAGUACGAAGCUUUUCCAUUCCUCCUUGAGAUUCAUUUACAUUCUGAUUUUGCUUGUCAAUCCAUCGGCAAGUAGUUAAGGAUCCUCUUUACACCUUCCUUCCAUGGUUUCACACCUGCAGUUUAAGCCAACAGGCCUUGUGUGGUUUUUAUUGGCUACAGGGGCCUUACUAAAAGAAGGGGAAGAAGAGAUGGGGAGAGAUUAGCUUUAUUUAUCUUUGUGGAGGCAAGUCCAUCAUCGGCUAUGUAAUGGACUGAAAUAGGAGAUAUUCAUCUCUAACCAUCCCAAGCCUUUGUUCAGGAUGUGAGUAAAGAUCAUGAGGUGAGAUGUCUUUUAUUCAAGAAGGGCUUAAAAGGUUAAACAUAUUGAUUUUAAUUUAUUAAAAUUAAACUGGUUGUAACUUUUGUAUUUGAGUUCUGAAAGUUGUCAAUUUAACUUGAAGUUGAAGGCGUAUUUAACAGUUUAAGACUUCAGCAGCAUUUUGUUGGUGCCGAAAAAAAGUCAGAAGUGUAACUGAGAACAAUAGUGUGGUUUGUACAGUGCAUUUUCAACUGAACAUUACAAAAUCUUUUAUUUCUUGGGGGUGAGGGGGAAGUAUUUUAAAAAAAAUGUACGUUGCACCUUUGAAUCUCCAAGUUGUGGAGCAAGCCAAUAUAACUCGAGCCAACCUCAGUGACAAGCUCUCCUUUUGAAAGUAUCGGGCUUUCCUUCUGUUAACGCACUAAUACACGGAGUCAUCUAAAUAUAGCAUUUCCAUGUUUCUUUACACACUGGUAGAGGCUUGAAUUUCUCAAAAAAAUGUUGGGUUUGAGUCCAUACAAGGCACCUUUGGGGUAAGGUUGGGUAAAAGCCUAUGGCACACCCUGUCCCCGGGGUCACAUUUGGGCUCAGUAAGUUACAAAUGUUACCCAUCUUUCCUAGGUGGGACAGUUCACUGGUUGGAACAGUAUAAAAGAAACUUACUACCUGUCACCUGGGAAUAUUUGCAAGUUGGUACUUAGUCACUUAAUGCUUCAUAGCCGGCAGCCUCGAGAAGAGAAAUAGACAUUAUAUAUGUAUGGACCUUGGGUUGCAGUUUUUAAAAAAAACUUUAUAUGUAAUACAAAAAUUCCAGUCAUUUUUUUGCUUUGUUAUAAAGAGAAGGCAUGAUUAUACAACUCUCAAAUAAACUUUGAAAAACCUUUAUUUCUUAUCAGUAGGUAGAAGUUGAGCUGGAGUAAUGGAAAAGGCUAACCAGAGCUACUUUAACCGUAAUUAAUGUAUGCUCACUACUUCGAUUAUUGUUUUUAUCAUAGUAACUUACUGUCUGGCAAUGCUGAAAUAGUAUGCUCGGUUAACAACACACUCUUCGGUUUAAUUUCGGCUUCAUAUUUUUACGUUUUGUUCUGCCUUUACUCUGGAGGCCCACUUACAUUAAACUAUCUUGUACAGUACGAAAGAACCGUGAGCAUGUUGAGGAACUCUGUGCAUUAUAUUGCUGAGGAGCAAUGUGCAAUAAAAUAUUUUUUGGUAAUUG